Molecule: messenger RNA, 477 nt
Organism: Ixodes scapularis (black-legged tick)
Lineage: Eukaryota; Metazoa; Arthropoda; Arachnida; Ixodida; Ixodidae
Exons: 4
Coding region: 1-477 (158 amino acids)
Source: RefSeq, a predicted model, not a curated record
AUGUCUGAAGGCGUGUGGUUUGUACUCACAGUAAUGCUAACAGCGUGCUUUGGAGAACCACCUCUAGAGGAGUUUGUUUUCCCAAGGAUUCUCGAAGCGAGGGGUGCAAAUGGGGAGAAGAUGCUCCAUAUUCGAGAUGGGCUGACUCUGAGCUUAAAGAAGAGCAAAUUGUUUUCGGAAAACAUUGUUUUCUCCAUGGCGGAUGAUGUGAACUACCCCAGCAGUUCGAUGAAUGUCAAGGAAAUUGAAGACAAUUUGUACCAGGACAGAAAAUACGGCUCCUCUCUUGUGGUCCAAGAAUCGAAUGGAUAUGUCCAAGUGAUGGGUAUACUCACUGACACCUUAUCAAUCGAGCCAGUAUUAUCUAAUACCCGAUCAAAAGACGGAAUCGUUGCUCACUUGAUAUCAACGUUUAAUGAUACGUCCAUCCCAAUGUAUGCUGAUUAUGGUAAGACCCACUUCACACUCUAUUCAUAA